CUCUUCUUUUUCUCUUUUAUUAUUUUUCCCUUUCUUCUUUUUUUCUACCCUAUCUUUUUUUUAUAUAUAUAUUAUAUACUUAAUCCGAAUUCGUAAAUGUCUACAGUUACAAGAAGAAGAGUGGCUGGUCAAGGCUCCAACUCGGAUGACGAUGACACUACACAACAUAGUCCCAUGGCUGAGAAAAAGAUAGCUCAUGACCCUCGUGACAUAGAUGAAAGUAAAUCUACCCCCAAACUCACUCUCAUGGAAGAAGUCUUAUUAUUAGGACUUAAAGACAAACAGGGAUAUCUCUCAUUCUGGAAUGACAGUAUUAGUUAUGCUUUACGUGGUUGUAUUGUGAUUGAAUUGGCUCUUCGAGGUCGAAUUGCCAUGGUAAAAGAUUCAAACCGUCGAAAAUAUCCUCUCUGUGAUCGGUAUAUCGAAGUCAUCAAUGAAACUUUGACAGGCGAAGUCUUGUUAGAUGAAGCCCUCAAAAUGAUGAAAGUAAGUGAAAAGAUGAGCGUAUCAAGUUGGAUUGAUCUGAUGAGUGGUGAGACUUGGAAUGUCAUGAAGAUCGGGUAUCAAUUAAAGCAAGUGCGUGAACGUUUAGCUAAAGGCUUGGUCGAUAAAGGUGUAUUGCGUACCGAAAAGCGUAACUUUUUGCUAUUUGAUAUGGCUACGCAUCCAGUGGCAGACCCAGCUGUGAAGGAAGAGAUUAUUAAACGUGUUUGUACUAUGUUGGUCACGCGUGUCUCUCCUGCCUCUGUUGACGCUCAAUCCGAUGUCCCUCACGCCUAUGUCAGAACUGUCAGUAUGAUUUGUGCUGCUUAUGCUGCCAACGUUUUGGAAAAUGCGCUUUUGUAUUUGCAGCCAGAUUUAAGAGAGCAGGCGUUCAAUAAGGUGGAUGAACUCAUGAACGAUUAUUCCUCUUGGCCCUUCACCAGUACCAACGGUAAAGUUGAAAUACCUUCAGGUACAGAUCUUUCCUUGGAGGUUGUCGCUAGUGUAUUAAAUGUGCUUGCAAAAAUGGAUGCUAUUAAACUCCCUGAUGGCCCUCUCUUAUAA
Molecule: messenger RNA, 1047 nt
Organism: Mucor mucedo
Lineage: Eukaryota; Fungi; Mucoromycota; Mucoromycetes; Mucorales; Mucoraceae
Product: Golgi phosphoprotein 3-domain-containing protein
Exons: 4
Coding region: 97-1047 (316 amino acids)
Biological process (GO): Golgi vesicle budding; Golgi to plasma membrane protein transport; Golgi organization
Cellular component (GO): cytosol; trans-Golgi network; Golgi cisterna
Molecular function (GO): phosphatidylinositol-4-phosphate binding
Source: RefSeq, a predicted model, not a curated record